Molecule: messenger RNA, 1575 nt
Organism: Maudiozyma barnettii
Lineage: Eukaryota; Fungi; Ascomycota; Saccharomycetes; Saccharomycetales; Saccharomycetaceae
Exons: 1
Coding region: 1-1575 (524 amino acids)
Cellular component (GO): ubiquitin ligase complex; cytoplasm
Molecular function (GO): protein binding
Source: RefSeq, a predicted model, not a curated record
AUGGAUCAGGAUAACGAGCGUGAUUCUUUUCUUAAAGGAGAUUUCGACGAUCUGUGUUAUUUCUGCCGUACAGGGGAUGUCGAAAAUGCUGAUCGACUGAUAUCAACCGGAAUUAACAUUAAUCAGGUCGACAAGUUCGACAAUUCGCCUCUCUAUUUAGCAAGUUUAUGUGGUCAUAUAGAAGUAGUAAAACUUUUGUUGGGAAGAGGUGCCAUAUGUGAUAGAGAUAGACAUGAGGGGGCGCGUUGCAUAUAUGGUGCCCUUACUGAUGCCAUUAGGGAUAUGUUGUAUCGUUAUGACAAUUCAAAAAAAUUCGACACGAAUCAGCCUUUUGCUGCACAUAUAACAUCUCUAUUGAAAGACGAAGAAAGUAGAUACGAGAUGGGCGAUGUAACCAUCAAAUGUAAAGACCCUGAGAUAAUGUUUAUUGCUCACAAAUUUAUGAUAUUCGCUAGGAGUUCUGCUUUGCACAACUCAACACUAAGUGAACUAAAUGAAACGUUUUCUGGUUUGUCGAACGACGUCGUUAACAUCUUGAUAAAUUUCAUUUAUUUGGUUCCGAUACUACAUGCCAUACCAUCUGUAGUGUUUCCAGACUUAAUUAAGUUGGCAAAUUAUCUUCAGUUGGACUUGCUAUCGGAAUUUUUAGAUAAAGCUAGACACAUGGCAGACCCGGUUGAAAAAUCAAACUUGAUGAUUGGGUAUCAGUAUAAGUUUACUGAGUUGGCUAGAAGUCAAUUAAAGAAAUUUGUUCAAGAUGAUAUUAUUGAUAAACACAUAGAUAUUGGUAAGGAGCCGUGGGAUUCUGGCUCAAUCCCUGAUCCACAUAUUUGGGCCCCAUUUCCAGAUAUUUAUUUAAUUGUAGAAAACUAUAGUGGCUUACGGAGAAUAUAUCCAUGUCAUAUAGCUAUGUUAUCAAGAGCUGAAUUCUUUAAGGAUAUAAUUAACAAGAAAUUCCGUGAGAAUAACACAUAUAUGACAGCGAAACAAGCUGUUAGAUGUGGCGUAGCAGAUUCACAUAUGUUAUUUGCCGAAUUGCCAGUUUGUGAUUUUGGAGUGGCAGAAGCUGUUAUCAAUUAUCUCUAUUAUGAUAGCUCCGAGUUUGACCCCAAGCAUGCAUUUGACGUCAUAAAAUUGGCUGACUAUAUCAUGGCCGAUAGAUUGAAGAAUAUUGCUGCCGCUGUGAUUACACAAUCAUCCGAAGAUGCACUUUCUCGAAGUGUUUUCGAUAUCUUACAUUUGGGAUGGGAAACUGGGGUGGAGAGAUUGGAACAAUUUUCUGCCAAGUAUAUAGCACAACAUCUAGAAGAAUUAACCUCAUCCAAAGAAUUAAGAAAGGUAAUUUUGGAGAGUUCUCAACGUAUAUCUAACAGAGAGGAGACAGAUACCAUUGAAUUGGUGGCUGAUGUACGUUUUUACCUUUUAAGUAAAUAUGAUCUCGAAGCUGAUGAUCUAUCUCUAUUGGAGAGUGAUGCAGACGACCUAGAAUUUUUGCAAAGCUUAGGAUUAUUGGAUUACCAGAAGGAUAUUAACACAUUAAAUACAAUAUUGAACAAUUUAAAUCUUUCGGUUUAA